Molecule: messenger RNA, 2068 nt
Organism: Aphanomyces astaci
Lineage: Eukaryota; Oomycota; Saprolegniomycetes; Saprolegniales; Verrucalvaceae
Exons: 5
Coding region: 10-666 (218 amino acids)
Source: RefSeq, a predicted model, not a curated record
UAUAUUUAGAUGAGGAACUUGCAGGCGACAGUCUCGUGCGUCGCAUGCCACGGCCUCUUCUUCCCUGCGUCGCUGCCCAUCCACGAAAAGACAUGCUUUCGGAAAAACGCAUUCGUGAACGUGUCGUGCCCCGUCUGCAAAACCCUCGUUCGGUCUGGACACUUCCAUAACCAUGUUGCCAGCUGCAACCUGGCGGCCCCACUGCCACCAGUCGUUCGACCUGCAGUUCCCAAGCCAAAAAGCGCCGCGGGCCCAAUUGGCCUCCCCGAAGCCGACGGUCGAAUCAAGUGCCGAAAGUGCAAACGCAGCUUUGCACCAGAUCGCGUGGAAAAGCAUCAGUCGGUAUGCCAAGAGCGCGAGCGCACCACCCAUAACCAAUUCCAUCACACCGAGCCAGCGCCCCUUGCUCGGCACCCCACGACCACCGCGUGGCGACCGCCAACUCGAGACAACCUCCAGAAAAAGCGUCCAUCGGUGAAGUCUACUGGUCAAGUCUUGCGACCUAUGACCAUGCCACCAGUGGACAUGAAGCCGCGAAAGAUUCAGGCAGCCCCAUACGAUAUGAUAUUGCGAGAUCGCAGCAAUCAACGGGGCUUUGCCUCGGGUGGCAUUGGGCUAUCGAACGCAACGUCGGCAGGGAACCCGCUAUCCCGUCGACCGUAUUGAGUAUUAACAUGACUAUUAUUUCUCUACAACUACACCACUUCCAUGACUAAAAUGGCGCCCGCGAGGACCCACUUGGUUGGUGGAGAUUUGGACCGCAGCUGGGCCGUGAAGAUGUAGGUCGGGCCGCGUUGUUGGGUGCGGUACACGGGGCAUUCAAAGAUAUUGGCAGCCGUGUUUUGGGUGGCCAUGACGGCGCGGCAGUUGAUGAUGGGCAUAGGGCAGCUCAUCUCCUUGGGCAAACUCGAGUCGAUGAUCCCAGAGCUCAGAUCCCACCUCGCCCCUUCAAGACUGAGACCGUAAAUGAACUGGCCGUCGCGACUGGGGGCGUCCAGCGAGUCCAGCAUGCGCUUGGUGAUGUCUGUGACGAUCUGGAGUUUGUCGAGCUCGACGCUGUUCUUUUUCGCCAUGGACUGCAAGAUCGCGGUCAAGAACGACUGCGGGUUGAACAACCCACUGAUCCAAAUUACGAGGGGCAACUCCCCCGACGACGAGCUCCACUCCUGCAGCUGUGUGAUGCGGUGUUCAAGGUCCGACAGCCACGGCGACAGCGACCGGUUGCUCGGGUACGCCACACACUCCCACGACGACGGGACUUUAUCCAGAAACAGACUGUCUUGCAACUUUUCCAUUGUGUCGCUCAUGGUGAGGUCGCCGCGGAAGCCCAGGUCCAACUCGAUCAACGUCCGAGUCAUGUGCUCCAACAGCGUGUUCAUUCGCUCCAUCUCUUGCACGAGCACCGUUUGGAACGGAUGUGGGUUGUCUGUUGCUAGCAAGUCCGACACGUCGAGGCGCAGGUCGCGGUAGUUCUCGAGCACAUCCUGCAAAAUUCCCUCCGCGACUGUCUGCGAACUGUCGACGGGCUCUGCGACGGCGGCAGCCGACGACGUGGACGGGAACGCGCCGAGUAGGACGGCGCCUUGGAUGAGCUUCUCGCUCAGCUCCGUGCUAAACAGAAUCUCCGUGUUGGGAUGGAGCCCAAACGCCAACGUGGAAUCCCCCACAAGACUCAUCUCGACGUGUUCCAGCAUCCGGUCAAACGACGAGUUGAGUUUCGGUGCCGAAAACAACUUGACGUCGGCAUCAUCGUCCAAGUACGGAAACAUGCUCAGCUCGUCCAAGAGCUCGUCGCGCAAAAAGUAUUGCAAGUACGUGUUGCAUACAAGGCGGUCGAAGUCGUUGACGAUGUGGCCGCCGUACAUGAUCUCCCCAAAUAAGUAGCGCAAGUCUUGCCACGGAACUCUGGCCGGCGCAUUCUCCAUGUAAUUGCCCAGAACUGUCGCGCUGGACGUCAAGUCGCCGGCCGAAAACGGAUAGCUCAUAUUGAACCCCUACACGACAACAAGAAAUAUAUUCAACACACAACACUAACCGACGACGUACUUGAGCUCCAAAACGCUUGCGC